Messenger RNA from Acanthochromis polyacanthus (spiny chromis), 1181 nucleotides. RefSeq names its product tropomyosin alpha-3 chain. The record is from RefSeq and is a predicted model, not a curated record. Gene Ontology annotation, cellular component: actin filament. NCBI's taxonomy places the organism in Eukaryota, Metazoa, Chordata, Actinopteri, Pomacentridae. Gene Ontology annotation, biological process: actin filament organization; muscle contraction. The transcript is spliced from 10 exons. The coding region runs from base 92 to 946 and encodes 284 amino acids. Gene Ontology annotation, molecular function: actin filament binding.
CUUGUUUGCCAGGCUUCCAGGCCAUCCAUCCUGCACCCAUUUUUGUUUUCUCCUUUACUCGGCUGCAAAAAAAAAUUACACCCCAGUCAAAAUGGAGGCCAUCAAAAAGAAGAUGCUUAUGCUAAAGUUGGACAAGGAGAAUGCACUUGACCAGGCCGAACAAGCUGAAGCAGACAAGAAAGCAGCUGAAGACAGGAGCAAGCAGCAUGAAGACGAACUUCUGCAAAUGCAAAAGAAGCUGAAGGGGACAGAGGAUGAGCUUGACAAAUACUCUGAGGCCCUAAAGGAUGCUCAGGAGAAACUUGAGGUUGCUGAUAAGAAGGCUGCUGAUGCUGAAGCAGAGGUAGCUUCCCUGAACAGACGCAUCCAGCUUGUGGAGGAGGAGUUGGAUCGAGCUCAGGAGAGACUGGCAACAGCUCUGCAGAAACUGGAAGAGGCUGAAAAGGCUGCUGAUGAAAGCGAGAGAGGUAUGAAGGUGAUUGAAAACAGGGCUCUAAAGGAUGAGGAGAAGAUGGAGCUCCAGGAGAUUCAGCUGAAGGAGGCCAAACACAUCGCAGAGGAGGCUGACCGCAAAUAUGAGGAGGUAGCUCGUAAGCUGGUGAUUGUAGAAGGAGAACUGGAACGCACAGAGGAGAGAGCAGAGUUGGCUGAGGCUAAAUGUGCUGAACUGGAAGAGGAACUGAAGAAUGUCACCAAUAACCUCAAAUCUCUUGAGGCUCAGGCUGAGAAGUAUUCUCAAAAGGAAGACAAGUAUGAAGAAGAAAUCAAGAUCCUGACUGACAAGCUGAAAGAGGCUGAGACCAGAGCUGAGUUUGCUGAGAGAUCUGUAGCCAAGUUGGAGAAGACUAUUGAUGAUCUGGAAGAUGAGCUUUAUGCACAAAAACUCAAGUACAAAGCCAUCAGUGAGGAACUUGACCACGCACUCAAUGACAUGACAUCGAUCUAAACAUCCAGAAGCUCCACCAUGCUGUCAGCUUGUGACCUUCUACCGCGGAACAUCAGCUCUUGGCUUUGGGUCUAAGCUUGCAGCUUGUCUCUGCUCAUCCUAAAGACAUUGUUCAUUGUUUGAUUUCUGUUUAAGGAUGUUUUCUCUCUUUUCUUCAUACUUCAUUGUACUUGUGUAUCAAUUCUUUGCUGUACCACCUUAAACAAGAAAGGAAAGUACUUCCUGAGUCAGUAAA